This is a messenger RNA of Vigna unguiculata (cowpea), 1175 nucleotides long. RefSeq lists its product as uncharacterized. Gene Ontology annotation, cellular component: nucleolus; 90S preribosome. Gene Ontology annotation, biological process: maturation of SSU-rRNA from tricistronic rRNA transcript (SSU-rRNA, 5.8S rRNA, LSU-rRNA). The record is from RefSeq and is a predicted model, not a curated record. NCBI's taxonomy places the organism in Eukaryota, Viridiplantae, Streptophyta, Magnoliopsida, Fabales, Fabaceae.
UUCCUGGUCACAAACGGUGCGUUUUCAUUCUGUGUCUUAAUUUUGCCUUUCGUUUCCGCCACCAAAUACCAGUCUUUUUAUUUUCUUCUCUGAACCCGUUAACCGUCUUGUUCGACAUUGGCCCUAAAAUACUUGAUUCAGGGAAAAGCAAGGAGCCACAGUCCCAGAAUCCAUGGAAACGCAGUAUGAAAAACUCGAGAGAGAAGACUCUAUUACCGACAGUUCCUCAGAAGAUGAGGAGGAGGAGAUAGAGAAGGAGUUAGCAGAUGUAACGUUUGAGGAAUUGCAGAAAGCACGCUCGAACGGGGCACAUGCUUUUUUUCAGAAACCCAAAGAUGACAAAAAGUUAAAAAGGGCCAACAAGAAUAGGCCGAUGGAGGCCAGUAGCAAGAAGCCAGUUUCUGCUUUUAGAGAGGUCAUCCAAGCUCCAAAGAAGGUUGUACGUGAUCCACGAUUUGAAUCUCUCUGUGGUACACUUGACCCUGAUGGGUUUAAGAAGAGGUAUAAUUUCUUAUAUGAAAACGAUCUCCCUGCUGAAAGACAGGGUCUGAAGAAGCAAUUGAAAAAGUAUAAAGAUCCGAAGCGCAUAAGUGAAAUAGAAGAACGUAUAUCAUGGAUUGAUAAACAAAUGAAGUCUGAUUCAACGAAGAAUAUUGAUACAGAAAUAUUGGCCAAUCAUAAAAAGAAAGAGAGAGAAGCAACAAAGCAGGGGAAACGUCCCUUUUAUCUGAAGAAAUCUGAAAUACGGAAACAAAGGCUGAUUGAGAAAUAUAAUCAGCUCAAGUCAUCUGGCAAACUUGAAGCAUUUGUGGAGAAAAGGAGGAGAAGGAAUGCUGCCAAGGACCACAGAUACAUGCCGUAUCGUAGAUCUGGUGAUGCGGAAUAAAUUUUGUAGCUUUAACAUUCUUUCUUAAGCUAUAAUUAUAUACUGGAAUAUAGCACCAAAAAGAAAAGUAUCUAUGUGUUUUGGCUGCCCAGCUUUGGGGAUUGAAUAUUGUCGUUUGUUGAUGGCAUUUAUUAAUUAUUAGGGAAUGGAUUGGUGACACUAGGCUACUAGGCAGUCUUUUGUUAUGUACUUGUGGGAGGGAUGCCUUUUCCAUUAUCAUUAGGUCACUUGUUUUAGGCACCGUUUGUUUAAGAUUUUUCUCAGAAAUGAAAAUCUGAAUUUGAAAAAA